UUCCCAACUGUAAAACAAUUUAGCUCACAAUUCAAAUAGAAUUACACCAACACGUACUUGGAAAUUACAUAUUAAGACAACACAAAAAACCAAACCAAAUGGACUCAACCGCUUCCAAUGUACGCCUCGUCCAGUUGGAGAGUGUACUCAAUCUGCUCGAGGAAUCGGCUGAGCGUGUGAAAAUGUCGCUUAUUAUGCCCAAAAUACUAGAGAAUCCAACGAAACUUCGACAGGUCUUAAAGGGGACUAAAUAUGAAAAGAUUCUACCAGAAAUAGAUGUGAUUGGGCGGAAACUAAAUUCUACCAAGGGCGAUCAGACACUUACCUUUGAUCACAACACAAUGAAGGUUAUCGAUUUCUUUCAUUGCAACUAUGCCAUAUAUAAGUUGUUUCCCGAAUUGAUUAGAAACCUCACCCCAAGGGAACAAAAGAUACUGAUCUCAUUUCAAAUAUUGCUCGACAUAGCCCAACAGCAUUUGCAUCGCACCUCGAAGAGUGAAUUGAGCAAAGAGCGCAAAUUGCAUGCCAUGUAUCUGAAGAAUGAGGAUAUUAAAUCAAAGAUUGCCGUCCUAAAGGCUCAACUGACAACACAACGUGUCAAAGUGAGAUGGAGGACAUGUGCGAAGAGUAUCUAUCUGCAGAAAAUUGAAGAUGAUUUGGCCAAUAAGAAAUGGCAGAAUAAUGUACGCAUACAGAAUGAAAUUGAAAAGUGCAGUCGCUCUAUGCACAGAAAUCACAAAAUCAGUCUAGAUAAGCAAAAGGAGCUGCAGGAAGAACUGGAUAAGUCAAGGGCUGCCUAUCAGAAAUUAACCAAUAUAAAUCUAGAAGAAGAACGCGAUGCCAGAGCGGAAAAGAACAAACUACUUAUACAGCUUCAGGGUCUGCUCAAGAAAUACGAUUCCAGUAUGGGGGAACGAAUGCGUGAAAAUCUUCAACUGCAGGAUGAAUUUCUAGUGGCCAAAAAGAAAUUGGAUGACUUCAUGGUUAUCUAUCGUCACGAGGAGAAUAUCUAUAAGGAUAUUGUAUUUAAACGAGAGGAAGAGGAACGUCGACAGCAGCAACAUCGUUUGGUUAUCUUUAUGAUGAAUCGUGCUGCAAAGACCAUUCAAAAGUAUUGGCGCAAAUGGCGUAAAGAGCAACGUAAAAAGAACAAACGCCAAAAGAAGGGUAAAAAGAAGGGCGGAAAUUGAAUUAUUCUCCCCCCACUCAUAUCUCAGAAUACAUGCAAUUUUAAUAAAUGUCCAACACUUUUAAACGGAA
This is a messenger RNA of Drosophila willistoni, 1260 nucleotides long. Its product is annotated as golgin subfamily A member 6-like protein 6. Lineage: Eukaryota; Metazoa; Arthropoda; Insecta; Diptera; Drosophilidae. The transcript is spliced from 4 exons. The record is from RefSeq and is a predicted model, not a curated record. Bases 99 to 1190 code for a protein of 363 amino acids.